GGAACCGGAAGUGUUUCCUUUAUCUCGCUUAUAAAGCGACAGAGAGCAAAAUAAUCUCUGCGAAAUCUUCGUGUAUUCAAUCGGAGCGUCCUAGGAUUCGUGGUUACAGCCCCGUACAUAGGCCGUCAAAACACCCGAAAGAGGAGUUUAUUUGACUGACGGCGACAGCUGCGUGUUGCUGGCUGUUGUAAUGGCUGCCAACCCACCAGGCUUCCCGAACAAGGCCCGCGUGGCGAUCUUGGCCGAGUUGGACAAGGAGAAGAGGCGGUUGCUGCAGAGCCAGUCCAUGAACAACCCCGGAGCUAACAUCCCGCUGUCCUCCCGGAGCAGCCUGAAGGAGGUGAGGGACAGCGCGGAGCAGCAGCACAUCGCCGCCCAACAGAAAGCCGCUCUGCAGCACGCUCAUGUCCACUCCUCCGGCUUCUUCAUCACCCAGGACUCCUCGUUUGGGAACCUCAUCCUCCCGGUUCUGCCCCGGCUGGAGCCUGACUUUUAACCCCGGCUGAACCCGGAGGCCGUGGUCCGUCCAAGUGAACUCACGACGCAGGACCCAGAUCCGUUCCCCACUGAGAACAUUUAGGAACUUCCACAGAAAGGAAAUAAAAACAGCUGGUCAUUAAUGUGGAGACCUUAAGACAUUGAACUACAUCAGUGUUAGUUUCUCUUCCCCUGAAUUAACUGUAACUGCAUCAAAUAAAUGUCUAAAGACAUUUUGAACACGUUUUAUCCCAAACAGAAUAACUUGUAACACCAAUAGAAAAUAUAUAUUUUUACGCUUA
Molecule: messenger RNA, 779 nt
Organism: Nothobranchius furzeri (turquoise killifish)
Lineage: Eukaryota; Metazoa; Chordata; Actinopteri; Cyprinodontiformes; Nothobranchiidae
Gene: inip
Product: ints3 and nabp interacting protein
Biological process (GO): DNA repair
Cellular component (GO): nucleus; SOSS complex; nucleoplasm
Source: RefSeq, a predicted model, not a curated record